This is a messenger RNA of Oncorhynchus mykiss (rainbow trout), 3201 nucleotides long. The record is from RefSeq and is a predicted model, not a curated record. NCBI's taxonomy places the organism in Eukaryota, Metazoa, Chordata, Actinopteri, Salmoniformes, Salmonidae.
UCUGGAAAAAGGGAAGGGGUCUGAAUACCUUCCAAAUGCACUGUACAUGUUCUGCCCUCGUCACAUCCUGACCCUUGACAUUUGUAGCUUUGGGUCAUGUGGGGUGGAGGUGCCAGUUUCUGUUUUCACACUGAUCACGGUCCUGUUACAGUCACUGUUACGUUCAUGGUCAUUAAUACACAGUCUGCACUUCAAUGGCACACCACACUACUGCUGUUGUUAUUGUCCCUAAAAAUAAAAUACCCACAGGAAGGAGAUGCUAAUACCAGUUGUGAUAAUGUAAGAGGCCCAAAGUUUUUCAAGUGAAGAUCAAAGCCAUGCUGCUGUGAAGAUUUUAACUCAAUUCCACUGUACAAUACAUUUGUUCUUAAAAUGCAGAUAAUGCAUAGGUUACUCAUGCUGAAAUGUAAUCAUUAUACUGUAAUUCACUGUGCUUUUAUCUGUGUCUCCUUCAGGAACCCUGAUUAAUGUACAGAGCCUCUAUUUCAUCUCACACUGCAGAUAUAUAAUCAUGGAAUCCUCACAGCAAAUCUAAUUCUCUAGUUUUAAACAUAUUUGCUUUAUGGCAGUGCAAACGCCAUGAAGUUCGAGAUCAGACUGAAUUUGGCAUUGCCGAGUUCGGAAACUAGUGUGCCCGUGGCUGGCAGUGACCGUGUCAACCUACGUACCACCAUGCAGUGCCAUCCUGUUCUUCCUUGUCUUGGCCAACUUCACCAUGGCAACCUUUAUGGAUGCAGGCGUUCUCCCCAUGGCUAAUGAGGACGAGGACAAGGACGAUGACCUCCGCGCUCCGCUCUACAAGAAUGUGGAUGUGAAGGGUGUCCAGGUCAGGCUGAAGUGGUGUGCCUCCUGCCACUUUUACAGACCUCCACGAUGCUCCCACUGCAGUGUCUGUGACCACUGUGUAGAGGACUUUGACCACCACUGUCCCUGGGUGAACAACUGUAUCGGGAGGCGGAACUACCGCUACUUCUUCCUGUUUCUGCUGUCACUCACGAUGCACAUGGUGGGCGUGUUCUCCGGUGGCCUGCUCUACAUUCUACACCAUCAGGAAGACCUGUUGAAGCUGCACUGUACUGUCACCUUGGUGGUGAUGAGUGUAUCAGGCCUGUUCUUCAUUCCUGUCCUGGGCCUCACAGGGUUCCACCUCUAUCUGGUAUCUAGGGGCAGAACCACCAAUGAACAGGUUACUGGGAAGUUUCAAGGAGGGGUCAACCCUUUCACUCUAGGUUGCUGUGGCAACUUGGAGUAUCUCAUAUGUAGUCCCAUCUCUCCAAAGUAUACAGCGAGGCCCAUUAAGAAAUCAGCAGUUCGCAUCAUGCCUCCUUUCCUGAAACCAGAGACUGACAGACAGAUCCCAAUUAUUAGGGUCAGGGAUAACGGUGUCCAGCGUCAUGAUCUCCAAAAUAAACGCCCGUCUGCUGACGGUAUGGACGAGCCAGAUAUUAAACGCCUGAACACCCCACCCCCGCUGCACCCCAAACCAGACCCCAACCUGCUGAAGAGCCACCUAGCAGCCCUAGAGGUUCCAGAGAGUAGUCUUCAUCCCAAACCAUUGAGCCCUCCCCCUGGGCAGAUCCUGCAGCAGCUCAGGCCAGCACCGCAGUCCCCCACCAAGCCAACACCCCCCUUAUCUGUCCAACAGGUGGCACCAGAGCAACAGGGGGGCAGCAGUAGAGGUCAUUACUUGUCAUCAGAACCCAUCCUGGCCAGAGUGGACCAGCAGCUAACCUUCCAGUCGGGUCCCAUGUCCUCUCCACACCAGCUCAACUCUCUCACCCUUAACUCCCGCUUCCUCUCCCAUAAACACGCCUAUAGACAUGGAAACAAGUUGCCGGCCUUGCACUCAGAGGGUCUGAUCUCCCACCAGGUGUCUACGGGCGGGUUCCCCCCUCACAACCCCCUGUCCAGCCGCAGCAGCUUCUCCUACAGCAACCUGGUGAACCCAGGUGACCCUAACUACCUGCCCCAGCGAGGGGGACCGCCACUUCACUACCACCCCCAAUUCUUGACCCUGGGCCUCGAUGGCAGUGUGCUGCAGGAGUCCCCUUCACAUGCCUACAGCCCCGUGUUCAUGGGGGUCAGCAGACAAUCUCCCCAGACAAGGGACACUUUACCCAGGGACCCCUCUCUACGGGACCUCAACCCUCAGGCCCUGAUACACAGGGACCUCUCCCCACAGACCUUGAUCCAUCGGGAGGCCUCUCCGGUCCGCUACGAUAACCUCUCCAAGUCCAUCAUGGCCUCCAUUAAGGAGCGACAGGAGAUGGAGGCGAAGGACAGGAUGCUGCUGAUGCAGGCCAGGUCCCAGGCCCUAUAUGGCUGCCCAGACAUGGGGGUCUACGACAUCCCCAGCAGACGCAGCCUCCCUGCAGACAGCAUGCGCCCCCCGGGUUCCCGCGCCCCCACCCCGCCCUCAUACGGCUCCAGGGAGUUCAUGAUGAGCACGGGUAUUUUGGGGUACGCAGGUACGAGGUCGCCCCUCUCCAGCGCCUCAUCAUCCUCUCUGACCCGAGCCCCCAGGACUUCCAGCUCCCCCCUGCAGAGCAACAGUAGCCUACAGAGUAAGGGUCGUUCACCCUCCCCAUCUUACCUCCCCACAGACAGGCAGGCCAAGCCCUCACCCUCCUCCUCCACCCUUCCCCACACCCCCUCCUCUUCCUCUGCCCCAUGCGUCCCCCCAAAACGCCCCUCACUCAUAUACACCAUGGAGGGUAAGGACUCAGCACCCCUGGCUCUAUCCAAGUAGGAAACACUAAGUCUCCUUGAGGGUGUAUGCAGCCAGUCAGCCACACCACUCUGCAGUGUUAGCCUGUAUAUCCACAACUUCCCAGCACGGUGUAAGUGUGUCUGUGUGGGAGUCGAGAGGACAUCAAUAUGCAGUUAUGGGAAUAAUUUUGUACAGAUAUUUAUACUUGGUCCUCUUGCUAGACAAGGGUGUGUUUUGAAUAAAGACGGAGUGUUAACCAACACCAUAUGCAGAUAUCUGAUUCUCAGGACAGUGGCCAAUUGGCAGACAGUUGUGCCUCCUCAUGUAGUCAAAGGAACCAAUAAGCUCAACUAGAACAGAGUUCAGAAUACUUAUCUUUGAUUGUUGAUAUACAGUACCAGUCAAAAGUUUGGACACACCUACUCAUUCAAGUGUUUUUCUUUAUUUUGACUAUUUUCUACAUUGUAGAAUAAUAGUGAAGACAUCGAAAC